GCCCUCGGGCUCCGACUCCGGCUCCGGCUCGGGCUCGCCGUGGCUGCGGCGGCGCCGUGAGGAGGAGUCCGCGUCCUCCGUGGCGGCGGCGGCGGCCGGCUCCAGGCCGGGUUUUGGCGCCGCCCGCCUGCUGCCUCCUGGCGGCUCCUGAACUCCAGCCCCCUCUCUAUCAGCCUCUCACUCCGUCUCAAUAUGUCUCAAGAUGGCGGCCAAUGUGGGAUCGAUGUUUCAAUAUUGGAAGCGCUUUGAUUUACAGCAGCUGCAGAGGGAACUCGAUGCCACCGCAACAGUAUUGGCGAACCGGCAAGAUGAAAGUGAGCAGUCUAGGAAGCGGCUCAUCGAGCAGAGCCGAGAGUUCAAGAAGAACACUCCAGAGGAUUUGCGCAAGCAGGUAGCACCACUGCUGAAGAGCUUCCAAGGGGAGAUUGAUGCACUGAGUAAAAGAAGCAAAGAAGCUGAGGCAGCCUUCUUGAAUGUCUACAAGAGAUUGAUUGAUGUUCCAGAUCCUGUGCCAGCUCUGGAUCUCGGGCAGCAGCUCCAGCUCAAAGUGCAGCGGCUGCACGACAUUGAAACAGAGAACCAGAAACUUAGGGAAACUCUAGAAGAGUACAACAAGGAAUUUGCCGAAGUGAAAAAUCAAGAGGUUACGAUAAAAGCACUUAAAGAGAAAAUCCGAGAAUAUGAACAGACUCUGAAGAACCAAGCUGAGACCAUAGCUCUCGAAAAGGAACAAAAGUUACAAAAUGAUUUUGCAGAAAAGGAGAGAAAGCUGCAAGAGACACAGAUGUCAACCACCUCGAAGCUGGAGGAAGCGGAACAUAAAGUUCAAACUCUGCAGACAGCCCUGGAAAAAACUCGAACAGAAUUAUUUGACCUGAAAACCAAAUAUGAUGAAGAAAUUACCGCCAAGGCCGACGAAAUUGAAAUGAUCAUGACGGACCUUGAAAGAGCAAACCAGAGGGCAGAGGUGGCUCAGAGAGAGGCGGAGACCUUAAGGGAGCAGCUCUCGUCAGCCAACCACUCUCUCCAGCUGGCCUCGCAGAUCCAGAAGGCGCCGGAUGUGGAGCAGGCCAUAGAGGUGCUGACCCGCUCCAGCCUGGAAGUUGAGUUGGCCGCCAAAGAGCGGGAGAUCGCGCAGCUGGUGGAGGACGUGCAGAGACUCCAGGCCAGCCUCAGCAAGCUGCGCGAGAACUCGGCCAGCCAGAUCUCCCAGCUCGAGCAGCAGCUGAGUGCCAAGAACAGCACCCUCAAACAACUGGAAGAAAAGCUCAAAGGACAGGCUGACUAUGAGGAGGUGAAGAAAGAGCUCAAUAUCCUGAAAUCCAUGGAGUUCACACCGUCCGAGGGAGCUGGGACACAGGACACAUCCCAGCCCCUGGCGGUGCUGCUGCUGGAGAGGAACCGCUCGCUGCAGUCCGAGAACGCCGCGCUGCGCAGCUCCAACAGCGACCUGAGCGGGCGCUGUGCAGAGCUGCAGGUCCACGUCACCGAGGCCAUGACCACGGCAGCUGAGCAGAGGGACCUGAUCGCCCGCCUGGAGCAGGACCUCAGCACCAUCCAGUCCAUCCAGCGGCCGGACGCCGAGGGUGCAGCUGAGCGCGGCCUGGAGAAGAUCCCAGAGCCCAUCAAGGAGGCCACCGCCCUAUUCUAUGGACCCUCUGCACCAGCCAGUGGCUCCCUCCCUGAGGGCCAGGUAGAUUCGCUGCUCUCCAUCAUCUCCAGCCAGCGGGAGCGCUUCCGUACCCGGAACCAGGAGCUGGAGGCUGAGAGCCGCCUGGCCCAGCACACCAUCCAGGCCCUGCAGAGCGAGCUGGACAGCCUGCGCGCCGACAACAUCAAGCUGUUUGAGAAGAUCAAGUUCCUGCAGAGCUAUCCUGGCCGGGGCGGCGGCAGCGACGACACAGAGCUGCGGUACUCGUCCCAGUAUGAGGAGCGCCUGGACCCCUUCUCCUCCUUCAGCAAGCGGGAGCGGCAACGGAAGUACCUGAGCCUGAGCCCCUGGGACAAGGCCACGCUCAGCAUGGGGCGUCUGGUUCUCUCCAACAAGAUGGCGCGCACCAUUGGCUUCUUCUACACACUGUUCCUGCAUUGCCUGGUCUUCCUGGUGCUCUACAAGCUGGCAUGGAGUGAGAGUGUGGAGAGGGACUGUGCCACCUUCUGCGCCAAGAAGUUCGCCGAUCACCUGCACAAGUUCCAUGAAAAUGACAAUGGGGCGGCGGCCGGGGACUUGUGGCAGUGACAUCCUGGGCCCCCCCACACGACAGUGAUGGCUGCAUCCCCACCCCUGCUUGUUCAGCUGCUUUUAAUGACUUAGACAUCCCUGGAGAAUCCCCCAGGGGAACUGCCCUUGCCCUCUGCCCUGCAGUGCUGGAGGUCCCAGGUCCACUUGUGCCCCCUUAAAAGAGUGUCUCAGCCACAGCAGGCCUCCUAGGUCCAGGAGCCCCCAAGGCACAGGCAGGCUGAGCUGAAGGGGACCCUCAGCCUCAUCUCAGGCUGCUGACCCCCACUGGGCCCCGCCCACAGCCUGACCUCUAGCCAAGGCAGCAGAGACCUCCCAUCUGUGGUACUGAGUGGGUUCCCCCUGAGUCUGGCCGUGGGGAAUCUCCUUGGCAUCCUCUGGACCUCUCUGGGCCAGGCUCUGGGACUCCCUAGGGGUCCCCUAGGACCCACCACCACCCCUAACAGAUGGAGGGCCCUUCCUUGCAGGCCAGCAGGCUUUGAGUCCAGCCCCCUAGCCUGCCUUUGUCACCGCCACACCUACCCCAAGAAGAGGGGGAGCCCCAGAGGGCAGGAUAGUUUCUGUUAGCCCCUCCCUGCCCCCAGACCCACUGUGAUUUUUGCUUUCUUCUUUAGCGAGAUAUUUUAGCUUCUAGGCAAGGAGGAGCCACCGUGCCCCGGGCUCUUCAGACCCAAUGACUAGUCUGAGGGGCCCAGGUGCUUCUCAGCCAAGCAGACCUAGCAUGGCCACCUCGGGGCCACUGCAAAUAUUCCUAAGUUAGAUUUGCGUUUGCGUGCUCAGCUUUGCACAGCUUGAAUAAACACAUGGUUGCAGCCACA
This is a messenger RNA of Ceratotherium simum simum (southern white rhinoceros), 3057 nucleotides long. The record is from RefSeq and is a predicted model, not a curated record. Lineage: Eukaryota; Metazoa; Chordata; Mammalia; Perissodactyla; Rhinocerotidae.